Molecule: messenger RNA, 480 nt
Organism: Coprinopsis cinerea okayama7#130
Lineage: Eukaryota; Fungi; Basidiomycota; Agaricomycetes; Agaricales; Psathyrellaceae
Exons: 1
Coding region: 1-480 (159 amino acids)
Source: RefSeq, a predicted model, not a curated record
AUGCCAUUGCCCACUAUGAUACGCCCUGUCGAUCGGUGCUGGUGUGACCUCACAUCUGGAGGCUUCUUCCAACCCUUCAACGUCUCCAACUGGGAACAUCAGAGCGUCACUAGACUCAAGAACGAACUGGAACGCGCACAGGCAGAGGUCCUCGCAUCCACGAACACUUCCGACGCAAGUACGCCGAUGUUCAUGCCAGCCCAGAACGACCGUCAAUGCUGCGUCCAGGGCUCAUCCCCCCUUGCACAGUGGAUACGUCGUCUCAAGAUGCCUUCGUUCAAGGAGAUUUGGUCUCGCCAUCAGGCAAAGGGUGACGCCAAUAGCGAUCCACAGCCUGAACCUGAACCGCCUGCCCCGCAGCCACAGCAUAAACUGAUAGGGUCAUCCCUGUCCUUCCUACAACGAGACUUUGACUUGCGACCGUAUGGCUUGGAUCUCAUCAUUGAUUUUAGCUGGUCAUCCGAGCGACAGCCCUCCUAG